Hymenoscyphus albidus is the source of this 1924-nucleotide messenger RNA. The record is from the annotation of a GenBank genome assembly. NCBI's taxonomy places the organism in Eukaryota, Fungi, Ascomycota, Leotiomycetes, Helotiales, Helotiaceae.
AUGUCAGGUACAGCCGGACUGCGGGAGGAGUGCGGAGUAUCACAUGAAGGUGGAUCAAGUCGAUCUCUUCUGUAUGAAGCAGAAUCUAGACUUACAUAUCUAUCCAAUCUUCGGAUUGUUACUUCCAGCUGAUAACAUAAAUCAUUGCAGCUUACAGCCCCCCUCCUUCGUUUCCUUUGAGGGUCGACAGCCCCGCUUCUCUUCUGGAAGGGUGUUAUUCCUUUCAAGUAGCCUACAAGAGAACAUCCAUUCUACCCAUAAUUCACAUUCGGUCGACAACCUAUCCAUUUCCAUAUUGUUGAAUCCUCUGCCCUUCUUUCAGGGUCACAGAACCUCCAGCCCACUCUCUUUCCAACCGACAAGCAGAUUACAGUCGCGGGCUUUCGACAUUUUUCCUGGGUCAAUGUUCCGGGGGUUUCAACAAAACCGAGACUCAAUGUUGUCUCUAGAUAUCCGCGAUGGUUCCGAUGAUUUUCGAGCGUCCCCUUACGAAAACUUAACUAGAUUCCAGCACAGGGUUAUACCACCUUCUCCGCCACCAACACCACCAAAGAAUAUAUUGCCAUCUACGAUUCUCAUCACGGGAGGCACCGGAUUCCUUGGGAAACUUGUCAUUGAAGCUCUGUUUCGUCGACAGUCGGAGUUCCCUUUCGAUCGUAUUGUUUUGUUAGCCAGGGGAAAACGGGGCCAAGAUCCGCAAGCGAGAUUUCGAAAUACGGUCGCAACUUCGCCAUGUUUUUCAAAUCUGUCGCCCAGCUGGAUGGACCAGGUCCAAAUUGUUGAAGGAGAUGUCACGAAGGAUAAAUGUGGUAUGCGGCCAGAAUUAUAUCGGGAGAUCUGCCGAGAUGUCACACAUAUCAUACACUGCGCAGCGUCCAUUAAAUUUGACAAUCCCAUCAAAGAUGCAAUGAAAUCGAAUAUUGGAGGUACAGUCAAUGUUUGCCUCUUGGCAGAUAAAUGCAGGAGAUUGGAGAGAUUGUUGAUGACUAGCACUGCAUACGUCACACCACACACAAGAGACCCCAUCGGAGAGGAACUUGCCCCCCUGCCUUUGCCAGUCGAUAAACUCAAGCAGAUUAUCAAGGAGGGCAAGAUAAGUGAGAGCGAAAUCCUCAAGCUCACCGGUCACGAGAAUACCUACACUUUGACCAAGUGUAUGGCGGAACAUUACAUCGAUGAAUGGUCCAAAACCUUGCCCAUCACUAUUGUGCGUCCCAGCAUCAUAUCAGCGAGCCGAAAGUUUCCAUUUCCUGGCUGGAUUGACAGUCCAGCCGCAUUUGCGGGGUUGGUUAUUGGGCUGAGCUCAGGCAUGUUGAAGGUUCUUGACGGCAGUCGGUCGGUCAAGCUAGAUGUUGUCCCGGUGGACGACGUAGCUGCUGAGAUCAUCAAUCAAACUUUCCUCACGGGCCACGAACCCUCGAGAAUUGCAUACGCAGUAUCAACGCUCACCAACGCACUCGACAUUGACGAGACUGGUAUUACAAUCAUGACCUAUUUCAACCAGACAGCCAGUAAGCCGGCUCCCAAGAUAAUGUUCUGCAAGCAUAAAAGCUUCGAGCAUAGAUUUCUGGACAUCUGCUAUCACCAGUUGCCGCUUAUGGCCGGAAAGUUCUACUACAGCACGAAACGGAACGAGGCAAUGAAAUACAAGAUUGGCAAGCUUUCGGGUUUGAUCUCGGCCGUCAAUCGAGCGUUUCCAUAUUUCUGUCACAACACUUUUGAUUUCAGACCACAGAAAGAUCUUUAUGAUGGCGAGGCUUUUGAUACCCAGGCUUAUGUUGUGACUGUUUGCAAGGGGGUGCAGCAACACAUCUUGAACCAGCGACGUGCUCCUGUCGUCAGUGCGAAGAAGAAGGGUGGGAAGGCGACCAAGGGGGCUCCAGGAGAUGAAGCAGACUGUGGCACUUUCAGAGAGGGAGAUUGA